Messenger RNA from Osmerus eperlanus (European smelt), 2038 nucleotides. Its product is annotated as neurogenic differentiation factor 2-like. The transcript is spliced from 2 exons. Lineage: Eukaryota; Metazoa; Chordata; Actinopteri; Osmeriformes; Osmeridae. Gene Ontology annotation, cellular component: nucleus. The record is from RefSeq and is a predicted model, not a curated record. Gene Ontology annotation, biological process: nervous system development; positive regulation of transcription by RNA polymerase II; sensory organ development. Gene Ontology annotation, molecular function: DNA-binding transcription factor activity, RNA polymerase II-specific; E-box binding; protein dimerization activity. The coding region runs from base 246 to 1325 and encodes 359 amino acids.
CAUGUCAAUCACCGGUUCUCAUGUGAUGGCUCUUGCCAGUGACGUGCCAACCAUAUGGCCUGGCAUCAUAGCUGGUAUGCAACCCUGCCUGGUAGCGAGGCCACACUGUCUCUGAGUGUGCGAGUGGAUAGAGCACUGAAAGAAGCCUGCCGCAACUAUUCUGUUGGAGCGCUUGCUCGCAGUACCCGAAGAUGAUCUGAACUCAGGCGCAUUCCACCCUUUAAGAGCUCCAGCGAAGAGCCGCAAUGUUGACAAGACUGUUCAGUGACCCUUCACUGCUCCCCGACGUGCAGAAAUAUUCGGGCUGGGCGGAUGACAGCGAGAGCGAGGACUCGAAAAAUAAAGACGAUGACCAGGAUCACUGCCGCCUGGUUGAUGACGAUUUAGGCGACAGUGACCUGAGAGGCAGCCGGACACACUCCGAAAUGGCAGGUGACGACGAAGAUGAUGACGAGGUGGAUGAAGAAGACACGGAGGACGAUGCAGAGGGAAAUAGACCGAAAAGGCGAGGACCUAAGAAGCGUAAAAUGACCCAGGCGCGUGUCGAGCGUUCCAAGGUUCGUCGUCAUAAGGCAAACGCACGGGAAAGAACGCGCAUGCAUGACCUGAACUCUGCGCUAGACAACCUGCGUAAAGUUGUGCCCUGCUACUCCAAAACGCAAAAGUUGUCUAAAAUUGAGACUCUCCGGUUGGCCAAGAACUACAUUUGGGCCCUGUCUGAGAUACUACGUUCUGGGAAAAGACCUGACCUUGUCGCCUACGUCCAGACACUGUGUAAAGGACUGUCCCAACCCACAACCAACCUGGUAGCAGGGUGUCUACAGCUCAACUCCCGAAACUUCUUGACUGAGCAGUGUCCGGAAGGAGGACGCUAUCACGGGUCCAACAACUUUUCCAUGCAUUCAUAUCCAUACCAGUGCGCGCGUCUGUCCAGCCCACAGUGUCAGUCUGGCACGAACUCCAAUCCUUUACGAACUCACGGGUUUUGCUCAGCUUACGACUCGCUGUAUGGUGGGGGUGGAUCUCCCGAAUACAACAGUCCUGAAUAUGAGGGACCACUCAGCCCACCUGUGUGUGUCAAUGGCAACUUUUCUCUGAAACAUCAAGGCUCUACUUCAGCCGACGCAGAGAAAGGCUAUCACUAUUCUAUGCAUUACUCUGUCCCCCCCAGCACUCGCCCUACAGCUGCCCACAAUCUGGUGUUCGGUUCUUCAGAGGUGCGUGGCAGCAUCCACUCUGAAAACGUUCUGCCUUACCAUGACAUGCACUUACACCACGAACGGGCCCCCGUUUACGACGAACUGAAUGCGUUUUUCCACAACUAAACCCCAGUGCGUCCUCUUACAAUCAUCGAGCACACUUGACAGGGUGCCACGUCACCCAUGUAUUUACUGCCCCAUCCUGCACUCAUUCUAGCAAGGAUUAACACCAGGAACAAAAUAUGGGGAAGAAGUCAUUAUUGACACGUUUGUCCGUUGUAUGUUGUAUUUCUUGUGUCAGAUUACACAGGCCUACUGCAUUUGAGAGACAUCUAGACUGAAUGCAAGCACAGACACACGUACCUAAUGUAUAGUAUUGUCACGAGAAUAUUAUAGUAAUUUAAACAAUUGUGAAAACAUUUUUUUUUUAUUUGAAUACACAAAACGCAACACAACACUGAUUGGAGAAACACUUGAUGCUCUUCAAGGGACAGCCUAAGUAUAUUUUCUAAUUGUUAACCAAUUGUUUACAGCUAUGCAAUAACUUGACAUAAAAAUGUUAGGACCCAGGUGUAAAACGAAUUUAUCUCUGUGGGGUUCGAAAUGUUAAUGCUUUCUCCGUUAUUACUAAUAUGUCUCUGUAUGAUCAUUGUCAUGUGAUGGACAAAAUAUGGAAAAUGAAUGGAAAUGAUUCCAUUCCAACCUGCAUCUACAGGUUUAAUAUUUGCAAAUCACACACAUACACACACGCGCACACACAGACAGACAUACACACACACACUUUGUAAGAAGAGGGUACACGACCUAAUGUAGGCCUAUUUCUUUGACGUUUGACAUCA